AUGGGCUGGUUUUGGGCCGACGAGGCUUCCGCGCCGGUGGCCACUCCAGCAAAGAUUCGGACAGAUACGUCCCCUCCGCCUGGUUGUCCCAUGCAUAAGAAACCAUCCGUACCAAAGCCUGCCGCUCCUCCAUCCACCGAGUCCUCAUGUCCAUACACUCCUCCUGAUCGAACCUCGCCUUCGGGCUCAACACCCCUCUCCUCCAUGCCUAUUCCUCCCACUCCUUCAGAACCUGAACAAAAGACAUCCUCUCUCUCCAAACUCAACCCUCUAAACUGGAUGCCCUAUCAUCUUUCCUCCGAACGCGCCCCGAAUCAAACGGUCGCUCUUCCAAUCAAUCGUGAAACCUCCUCUAUUCCGAAAGGCGAUCCAGGCACCGGCAACUGGGAAUACCCCUCCCCACAGCAAAUGUACAAUGCUAUGUUGCGAAAAGGCUUCACCGACACCCCCGCCGACGCCGUCGAAUCGAUGGUCGCGGUCCACAAUUUCCUAAACGAAGGCGCAUGGGACGAGAUCCUGGACUGGGAGCGGCGGUUCGCUCGUGGCUGGCUCCCCGGCGUCCAGCAAUGUUUCCGUGGCGGAGCAGCCAUCAGCGAGGAACUCUGGGACGAGAACAAAGACGGCGCCGUCCCCCGACUCACACGAUUCAUGGGCCGCCCCGAGGACCUCACGCCCAAGGCGCAGAUGAUGCAGUGGGCGUCCCAGGUGGCGCCGGGGCAGUUCAGCGGCGAGGCCCCGUUCGAUCGACAUGAUUGGUUCAUCACGAGAGAAAUGAAAGACGGGACGACGAAGGAGGUGAGGUAUGUCAUUGAUUACUAUGAGGGAGCGCCGGAGGAGAAUGGGAUGCCGGUGUUUUUCUUGGAUGUCAGACCGGCUGUGGAUACACCUAGCGCCGCAGUCAUGCGAAUGAUGCGGUGGAGCGGUGAUGUGUGGUGGAAGGCGAGUGGUGGUGAAGCAAGGUUAAACGCAACAAAGAACGAAAAAGAGGUGGAUUGA
Molecule: messenger RNA, 996 nt
Organism: Eremomyces bilateralis CBS 781.70
Lineage: Eukaryota; Fungi; Ascomycota; Dothideomycetes; Eremomycetales; Eremomycetaceae
Exons: 2
Coding region: 1-996 (331 amino acids)
Biological process (GO): cytochrome c-heme linkage
Cellular component (GO): mitochondrion
Molecular function (GO): holocytochrome-c synthase activity
Source: RefSeq, a predicted model, not a curated record